Molecule: messenger RNA, 2523 nt
Organism: Linum trigynum
Lineage: Eukaryota; Viridiplantae; Streptophyta; Magnoliopsida; Malpighiales; Linaceae
Source: the annotation of a GenBank genome assembly
CGCACUAGGUUAAUGGUCAUAUACUUAAAGACUGGUUAAUGGUUCGAUCACAGUAGAUUAAGUGUUUAAAUAAUCCACUUAAAUCAAAAAUUGUUUCAUAAAACAUUACAAUUUUCUGUCUUGAUGGAUGCAUGUCCUCAUUGACAAAGUCAACAUGAAGAAAAACAGAGCCUCAGUUUUUCUUUUCCCCCCCUCUCCCUUGCUUAAAAACGAAAAGUGGAGAAGCAAAGACUACAAAUAUAAUUGCCAAAUCGGAUUUAUUACAAAAUUUGCUAUAUUCUCGCUUCGCCCAUAACCGUUAAUGCUCUCUGCAAUACCUUGAUUGGUUGCUAGAAACAGGGGACUUCACCUCUGUUCUCUCUCGUUACAUCCAUCAUCCCUGAAAAAAGAUGGAGGGCUGACAAAAAAUAGACAGAACCCAAAAAGAAAAACCAGAGAGAAUGAACAAUAACAAACAGCAAAACAGAAAACAAAGGAAACAGAAUUAAGGGAAGGGACUCCAUACGAGAAAAAAAAGAGGAGGAGAAGAAGAAGAAAAGGGAGAAGAUUGAUACCCAUCAACCCCUUUUCUCCCUUCUCUUCUCCCCUUCCCUUAUCUCCCUUUCUCCCACCAUUUCCAAAGAACAUAGAAGAUAAGAAAUCAAACAUUGAGAUCAACAAACAACAAUAAGCAGAAAAAAAUGGGACCAAGCAAGUUACGACGAGCCGUGGGAGCGGUGAAGGAUCAGGCGAGCAUAAGCCUAGCCAAGGUGAACAACAGCAGCUCCUUAUCUGACCUGGAGGUCGCGAUCGUGAAGGCGACUCGCCACGAGGAGUACCCCGCCGAGGAGCGACACAUCAGGGAGAUCCUGAGCCUGACAUCGUACUCGCGCUCCUACAUUAGCGCAUGCGUCAGCACGCUGUCGAGGCGGCUGAACAAGACCAAGAACUGGACGGUUGCCCUGAAGACGCUGAUGCUGAUCCAGCGACUUCUCAAUGAAGGGGAUCCGGCUUACGAGCAGGAGAUCUUCUUCGCCACGCGGAGGGGGACGCGCAUCCUCAACCUGUCAGACUUCGUGGACUCGAGGUCGGAGUCGUGGGACUACUCUGCGUUCGUGAGGACGUACGCCCUCUACCUGGACGAGAAGCUCGAGUUCAGGAUGGUUGGGAGGCGCGGCAAGAGGAGCGCAUUCGCGUUGGAGGAGGACGAGGAGGAGGAGGAGGAACGCGGCGGAGGCAGCAGCCACGGCAGAGGAAGAAGACGCCGUGGUGGUAGUGCAGGUGGAAGCAGCUCUGGUGUCAAAGCCACGCCGCUUCGUGAAACUAAGAAUGAGAAACUGUUCUCUAGAGUUCAGCAUUUGCUGCAUUUGAUGGAGCGCUUCCUCGCUUGUCGCCCUACAGGUAAUGCAAGGCACGACAAGGUUGUCCUGGUGGCUCUGUACCCGGUCGUAAAGGAGAGCUUCAAUCUGUACUACGACAUCACGGAGAUUCUGGCAGUGUUGAUCGACCGUUUCAUGGACUUGGAUCUCCCGGAGGCCGUGAAGAUCUACGAGAUCUUCUGCCGCGUUGCCAAGCAGUUCGACGAGCUCGACUCAUUCUACGGCUGGUGCAAGACGGUGGCCAUUUGUCGAACCUCCGAGUACCCUGAAAUUGAGCGCAUCUCGCACAAGAAGCUGGAGCUCAUGGACGAGUUCCUCCGUGACAAAUCCGUCCUGUCACAGACGAGAAGAAGUGCUGAUGCUGAGUCGAACGAGGAUAACAACGAGGAGUUCAAGGAUGCUCAGGAGGCGAGCGAGGAAGACAUGAAUGCCAUCAAGGCUUUACCUGCUCCGGAGGAAAGUUACGCUGCCCCUGUGGUGGAAGAGGUGAAGGAUGAAGAAGAGGUGAAGCCGGAGGUCCUUGUCCAACAAGAGGCUGAUCUGUUGAAUCUAGGGCAAGAUGCAAUGUCGAGUGAGGAUCAUGCGAAUCAGCUAGCUUUAGCAUUGUUCGAUGGGGCUCCCCAGGUUGCAGCCAACUUCACGACUCCUGCCCUGACGUGGGAAGCAUUCAACGAUGACUCGGACUGGGAAACUGCUCUGGUUCAAUCAGCAAGCAGUUUAGCUAUUCAGAAGCCUGCACUGCCAGGAGGCUUCGACAUGUCGUUGCUCGACGGGAUGUAUCAGCAAGGAGCAACUACGUCAGCAAUGUCUGGUGUGGCUGGUUAUGGUGCAGUAAGUGGGAGUGCUAGCAGUGUUGCACUUGGCUCAGCUGGAAGGCCUGCAAUGCUAGCUUUGCCUGCUCCUCCGACGUCAUCAACGAUGAACACCUCCGGUGGGUUUUCAGACCCGUUUGCAGCCUCAAUUGCAGUGCCACCACCGCACUAUGUGCAGAUGUCGGAGAUGGAGAAGAAGCAGCAUCUGCUGAUGGAGGAGCAACUGAUGUGGCAACAAUAUGCAGCAAAUGGUAUGCAAGGACACGUUGGGUAUGGAACAGUACAACAUAACACAUACAACAUGGGGGGAUACACACAUGGUUACUAAUCUUAACCAGUUUGUUUGAAUAGGU